AUGGCCACAUACGAAGGUCAAUUAGAUGGCUUAACAGCCGGAAUCACGUCGUCACGCAAGCCCACGAUAAUAUCCGGAGAUUUCAACGCCCGUUCAGUACAAUGGGGUUCGGAUCGCACCGAUGCGCGCGGGCAUAGGUUGCUUCGUGUCUGCGAACAGACGGGUCUAAUACCUGUAAAUAGCAAGGGAGGCCCCUCAUUCAUCAGAAAUCACCAGCAAUCGCGAAUAGAUGCAAUAGCAUGUAGUCGUACAUUAAAAUCUCGCCUAAAGAAGUCAUUUGUGUCCAGAAAAUACACCGGUUCUGAUCACAACUAUCUAGUACAUCGCUUUUCCGCAACAAGCGCCUUCGAGUCCUCCUCAAUGAAUUCCGCCUGGAAUACCCAGUAUGGCCCUCCCGACAAGGAAGCGUGGAUUUCAAUAAUUAAGAGUAAUCUGUCCCUUCCACCGGAAACUGAGCUCUGGAUUCGUGAACAACCCAUUUUCAUAUUUGAUGAUACCGCUAGUAUAGACGCCGCCAUAGCAGAACUAGAAUCGUGGUAUGCAACGGCGCGAAUAUCAAAAUCCAACAAUUCCACCAGAAAGCGAAGAUACGUGACCUGGUGGAGCAAGGAAAUAUCGAAACUAAGAUUGAACGCCGCGAGAUCGCAAGCAAAAUGGCGGCGUACCGCCACCCGUAUGUCGAACAACAGUAGCAAUAUAUUAAUCAAUCCAGGACACCCUUUACACCAAAACAUGGUAUCCGAUCGUCGCACAUUGAUCAAAGCAAUCCGCCAAGGCAAAGAUGCCUCGUGGACCGAGAUGAUAAACGAAGUAGCUCGCGAUCCAUGGGGAAAACCUUAUAAGAGAGUAAUGAACCGAUUAAAGGGAAAGACCCCACUGAUGCGUUUAAACGAAACUGAGUUCAGAUCCGCCGUGUCUCAGUUAUUCGUAACUGAUCCCCCCGUAACGCCCACAGUCGAGAUAGCCCAUUCAGCUACCACACCACCACCCACCCCCACAACCCAUAGUGCCAGGCCAGCCAGCGGGUCAAUCCGUACCCCAACCGCCCAAAGCCGAUCACUUAGUCCCCAGCCCGGCCCCAGCUGGUACAACCCAGGCCAACCCGCCUUUACAGGCUUACCCGCCCCUCAUUCAGCAAACCAACCGGAGGCAACAGCUAGUUCACGCCCUAGCCAACAAUUCGUGAGACCGUUUCCCGACGCAAUCCAAGAUCCGCGUAUACCUUUCCCAUUCAGCGCUCGCGAUGCAGCCGAAGCCCUUGGCAAGGUAUCCCGAGGGAAAGCACCCGGCCGCGACGGAAUAACCGGGGAGGCCCUUCGUCCCAUAUUGAAAUUGGCCCCUGAAUGGAUACGUGAUUUAUUUAACGCAUGCUAUCGACUAGGAUAUUUCCCAAAUUCCUGGAAGGUUGGUCGAUUGGUCCUCAUACCCAAACCUGGGAAGCCCUUUAAUUCAUAUUCAGAUCUACGUCCCCUCUGCAUGCUGUCAAAUCUCGGCAAAGGUUUUGAGUAUGCCCUACGCGAACUUCUAGAAGAGGCUGUUAAAAAUUUCGGAGAUUUAUCCCCUCAGCAAUUCGGCUUUCGCAAAAAGCGAUCAACUAUGCAAGCCAUGAAAGUAGUAAUUACCGAAUGGGACCGCGCUCGUAAUUUUGGGAAUCAUUGCCUACUGAUAUGUUUAGAUGUAAAAAACGCAUUUAAUACUGUCCGUUGA
Molecule: messenger RNA, 1707 nt
Organism: Osmia bicornis bicornis
Lineage: Eukaryota; Metazoa; Arthropoda; Insecta; Hymenoptera; Megachilidae
Exons: 1
Coding region: 1-1707 (568 amino acids)
Molecular function (GO): catalytic activity
Source: RefSeq, a predicted model, not a curated record